Maniola jurtina (meadow brown) is the source of this 1084-nucleotide messenger RNA. Its product is annotated as putative cyclin-dependent serine/threonine-protein kinase DDB_G0272797/DDB_G0274007. Lineage: Eukaryota; Metazoa; Arthropoda; Insecta; Lepidoptera; Nymphalidae. Bases 269 to 1006 code for a protein of 245 amino acids. The record is from RefSeq and is a predicted model, not a curated record. The transcript is spliced from 2 exons.
UGCGAUCGAUCACGAAAAGUUUGUUUUCGCCACGGCCUGUGAAUGCAGAAGCCGGCGACGUACGAGUCACCUAGAUGUCACGCCUAUUGUCCACGCAGUGCCAUCCGCUGGCCGCUGGGUGAGCCGCUACCACGCAUUACCUCACACUUUCAAUAUUGGGUUACGAGAAUUUUUCUUCAAGGUCCUCAUUUAGGAGUAAACACAGCCGGUAUAAAGGCAAAGACAGGCAACAAUAGCACACAGUUGAGGUUCAGUAACUCGUGCGAAAAUGAAUGCACCGGUCAUCGUUUUAUUUUGUAGCAUCGUAGGUUGCGUUGUAAGUUACAAUGUGCAACGGGAACUACUCUACAACAUUGAUCAAAACGACCCCUAUGCCGUUGAAGUAAACCGAAACUUUGGCUAUGAACCAUCGCAACAGUUAUUUUGGGGAAAUGGCGGUAGCAACCAGGUCGGCGGCAACGGCGGACUGUGGUCAAAAAUUACCAACAAAUUCCCCUUCUUGGAAAACAUGUUCGGACGGAUGCAGUUACCAACACAAUAUGGACUACCCAACGUUCAACAGCAGUACGGAGUCCCAAAUAUUCCCCAGCAGUAUAAUUCACCACAGCAGUUUCAACAACAGCAGUAUUAUUCACCACAGCCGUUUCAACAACAGCAGUAUUCUUCUCCACAGCAGUUUCAGCAACAGCAGUAUUAUUCACCGCAACAGUUGCAACCGCAGCAGUAUUUUACACCUCAACAAGGUCAACCGCAGUUCUAUCGCGCACAGUACCAGCAGCAGCUCCUACCAUCUGCUCGUGAUGUUGGGUUUACAGACGACGCUGUGAUUGUAACACCACCCCAAGUACCUAUUUUCCCGCAGCCGGUACCACAACCUGUUCCAGUGCCAGCGCCCGCACCCGCACCCGCACCCGCACCCGCACCUGCACCUGUACCAUCCCCUGAGCCAUCACCUGGGUACAACUAUAACAAACCUCAGUACCGAUUGGAAUUACCUCGCAAAUAAAGUGAACUUAGUAAGUAGGAAAUAAAAUAUGAGCUAAUAGUAAGUAGGUCAUUCUCAUUAAUUGUAAUUAUCCAAUUU